CUCGUAACACGGCCGGCUAAAUGGACUGAAGCCAUAGCAUGACUUUAAUCCGGAGGCUACGCUGCUUUACCGGUGCUCGUCAAUUCCCAAUGCAGCGUGUUCAGUCAGAACAACGAGGUCCGUCGAGCAGAAGGAAGAUUUUUAUACCCGUUAAGCAACAUCGUUAGUGUACUCCUGGAGCAAAAAUGGUCGCCGCCAAGAAAGCUAAGAAGGGAGUCGAGAGCAUCAACUCGAGGCUGGCCCUGGUCAUGAAGUCUGGAAAGGUCCUCCUCGGAUAUAAGCAGUCCAUUAAAGCUCUACGAAAUGGAAAGGCCAAGCUUGUCAUCAUUGCCAACAACACUCCUCCCCUGCGAAAGUCAGAGAUCGAGUACUACGCCAUGUUGGCCAAGACUGGUGUUCAUCACUAUUCCGGUAACAAUAUCGAGUUGGGCACUGCUUGUGGAAAAUACUUUAGGGUGUGCACAUUGGCAAUUACCGAUCCAGGUGAUUCCGAUAUCAUUAGAUCCUCGGCUAUUGAUCAACCAGCGCAAUAAGUGUUUUACUUAAAAAGCAAAGGUUUAUAUCUUUAUGCCUAAUUGUUUCUUGUAUACCGACGAAUGUUAACUGUUAAGGAUAACUUUUAAAUAAACAGGAAGAAGAUCUAAAAGUUA
Molecule: messenger RNA, 650 nt
Organism: Folsomia candida
Lineage: Eukaryota; Metazoa; Arthropoda; Collembola; Entomobryomorpha; Isotomidae
Gene: RpL30
Product: 60S ribosomal protein L30
Exons: 4
Coding region: 186-533 (115 amino acids)
Cellular component (GO): cytosolic large ribosomal subunit
Molecular function (GO): structural constituent of ribosome; RNA binding
Source: RefSeq, a predicted model, not a curated record